UGAAGUCAUUUACGGAGUACUCCGUACAUUCCUCCUCGUCUGGGCCAGACGCAGUCUCUCCUUGCUGAGUUCCAACCAUGCCAAGGAUAGAGCGUAAGACAACCGGUCAAAGUGGUCAUCCUUCCAGUGGUGUCCUUGUGGAGCGACGUUGCUAGGCGGCCAACCGGUUGAUCGAGGUCGACAUUCCUUAUUCGAUCCUUGUCCAAAGGAUUCAUACCAUCAGGGUAGCUUCAGGGCGGGAGUGACGAGAGAGUGUGCGUCGUGCUCGCUUUGAGAGGCCGAAUAUUGCUUCGUUGACUGCUUAGUGGCGCCCUCGGUUUACUUUAUAUAUAUUUAUUUUUCUUUUUAAACACUACUACCAUUUAGAAGCCAAAGGUUUGCUUCGCCAGCAUGAGGAUUGCAUUUUUUAGUAUACUUCCUCACGAGAAAGAUGCCUUAGAGGCAUUCAAUAAAGAAUACCACCAUGAAUUGGUAUUUUUCAAAGAUAGCCUCUCAGAGGCAAACGUGGCUCUUGCUGCUGGCUUCCCAGCAAUAUCAGCCUUUGUCAACGAUCAGUUGGACUCAACGAUUAUGAGAGCCCUGGCCGAGUCUGGGACCAUGCUCGUGGCCCUGCGCUGCUCCGGUUAUGACAGGGUCGAUAUCAAGGCAGCGACGGCGAACGGCAUCACUGUUACGCGUGUCCCCGCCUAUUCUCCAGAAGCCAUCGUCGAGUACACCGUCGGAAUGUUGAUUGCUCUUGACAGGCGCACCCCUCAUGCCUGGCAGAGAGUGCGCGCUGGAAAUUUUGAUUUGACGGGUUUUGUAGGGCAUGGGAUCCAUGGAAAGACUGUUGGUAUAGUGGGAACCGGGCGCAUCGGUGCGGGAGUUGCCAGGGUGUUCAAAAAUGGGUUUCACUGCGAGGUUCUUGCCAAUGACCUCUAUCCCAAUGCGACGCUGGAACAGGAUGGCGUCCGUUACGUGGAGUUCAAGGAGCUGUUAAAAAGCUCUGACAUCGUCUGUCUGCACUGCCCAUUGACUACUGCGACUCGCCAUAUUAUCAAAGCCGAGACAUUGGCUAUCAUGAAACAAAAUGCCAUUCUUGUCAAUACCAGCCGAGGGGCGCUAGUUAACUCAUCAGACCUUCUACACGCAUUAGAAAAAGGUCGCAUUCGUGGGUGUGCCCUUGACGUCGUUGAAGGGGAAGAGAAAUAUUUUUUCCAGAGCUCAAACCAGGCCAAACAUAUCGAUGAUGUUUUGAGGCGGUUGAUUUCCCUGCCAAAUGUGAUGAUUACCGGUCAUCAGGCAUUCUUGACAAGAGGAGCGGUCGAUAGCAUUGCAAAGACAACCUUGAAGAGCAUUCGCAAUUUUGAGUCCGGCACAUUAAAAGAGAAUGUGGUGUAUGAUAAGUAUAACCAAUGA
This is a messenger RNA of Coccidioides posadasii C735 delta SOWgp, 1398 nucleotides long. RefSeq lists its product as uncharacterized. Lineage: Eukaryota; Fungi; Ascomycota; Eurotiomycetes; Onygenales; Onygenaceae. The record is from RefSeq and is a predicted model, not a curated record. Gene Ontology annotation, molecular function: oxidoreductase activity, acting on the CH-OH group of donors, NAD or NADP as acceptor; NAD binding.